Messenger RNA from Amoebophrya sp. A25, 671 nucleotides. Lineage: Eukaryota; Dinophyceae; Syndiniales; Amoebophryaceae. The record is from the annotation of a GenBank genome assembly.
AGAGUAACUUGCUCGCUACGCGUAGUCUCCUAAGGUGCUGCCAGUGUAUGCGUAGUAAAUCCGUGUUCCACGUAACUGCUUCACUUAAGUCGUAUCUCGUAUUUCUUCGCGUCCUUCGUAUUACGCGGGUAGGCCGGAAGUCUCUACUGCAUGCAGUUAGUAGAAUUUGUAGGACCCUUCCGCCCUGCCCCGGCGUGUGUACACGCCGGGGGCGCGUGGGCGGUAUAGCUCUUGCAUGAUGAUGCGCUAUGCCUAUUAUACUUCAGACUGUGGCCAGUGCUCGCCGCUCCUAAGAAAGUAGGAAAGCAAAAAGGUGGGGUAAGCAAAAAGGUGGGCUGGAAGAAAGGAAUACAUGAGAUGAAUUAUAGCAAAUCAUUACGCACAGAAGGAGAAGCGUCGAAGAAAUUCAUUGUGUCCUGUAGUAGAAGUUGCAGUAACCCUGUAUGGAUUCCUUAACAAACAUCAAACGAAGCUUGCAAGUUCUGUUGUUCUGCUUCACAAGCAGUUCUAAGUAUGCCGUCAGUGGUCGGAGUCUUGGAAUUAUGAAACGCAGUUUCUUCUGAAAUUUAACUCAUGAUUGCGCAAUAACUUGCUAUGGCUAAUGUACAAAGAUCAAGAAAUGACUGAAUUGUUUCGUCUUGCUGAUGAUCACGCACGCUCAUUUGAGACGC